AAUGAUUAUUUUAAUUAGCGAGUAUGAAGAAACCUUGACUGCGUUGCCUAUAUAAGAAUCAAGACUCGCAGCAUUUUCUCAUCAUCAUAUCUUCUCCUUCUUUAGUUAUUAAAUCUUCACUUCUUCUUUUCUUCACCAAGAAUCAUAUGGCAUCUUAUUCAGCGAACACGAAGAGGGAGAAGAAGGUGUUUGACACUGAGGAUGACGUAGCUAAGGCUAUGGCCGAGUACACGUUCAAUCUCUCCAAAAAGUUCUGCAAGAAAAGAGGCUAUUUCACCAUCGUUCUAUCUGGUGGUGACCUCGUCCUUUGGCUCAAAAAGUUGUUGGUUCCCGAAUACGCUGACACUGAAUGGUCAAAGUGGCACGUCUUCUGGGUCGACGAGAGGGUUGUUCCAUUGGACGAUAAGGACAGUAAUUACAAACAGACCUUGGACAGUUUUCUCUCCGAGGUUCCUAUUCCAACUUCGAACAUUUACGCAAUAGACCAAAACUGUGCAGCCCUUGGUGAUGCCAAGGGCGCUGCAAUACUUUACGAGGAGUGCAUCAAAAGAUUGGUGAACCAAAACAUCAUCCGCACAUACAAAUCCUCAGGAUUUCCUCAGUUCGAUCUCCAGCUCCUAGGGAUGGGUCCAGACGGCCACAUGGCGUCCUUGUUCCCAGGACAUUAUCAGAUCAAGGAGAAGGCUAGUUUGGUGACUUAUAUCACCAACUCCCCAAAACUACCACCAAAGAGAAUCACCUUCACUUUACCAGUCAUCAACUGUGCUUCCUACAACCUCAUGGCCGUUUGUGGUGAGGCUCAAGCCGAUGCGGUUGCAAAGGUCUUUAAUGAUGAUUUCAACUUGCCUUCAGCUAGGCUCUCAGCUGAUACACAAGCCAUUUGGUAUCUCGACAAAGCGGCUGCGUCCGAGCUCCCAAAAUGCCUUUGAGAUUCAGUUCACUUUUUAUCUUGUAUCUCUUUCCUUUUACGUUUUCAAAUAAAAAGCUAUGGUCGGAUGUAAUAAAUAAGAUGGAGUUGGUUCGGCUGAAUCUUGCAAAACUGCUUUGUUUGUAUUUGUCUUGUCUGUGUUAUAAUAAAGUAACAAUAAUAAAUUUGGUUUGAUCCCGGUUUAAAGUGAUCACUGAUCUCUCAUUUGGUUUACAGUAAUACUACAUCUUAUCCUUUACUGUUAUUAUUA
Messenger RNA from Brassica napus (rape), 1178 nucleotides. Its product is annotated as probable 6-phosphogluconolactonase 4. The record is from RefSeq and is a predicted model, not a curated record. NCBI's taxonomy places the organism in Eukaryota, Viridiplantae, Streptophyta, Magnoliopsida, Brassicales, Brassicaceae. Gene Ontology annotation, biological process: carbohydrate metabolic process; pentose-phosphate shunt. Gene Ontology annotation, molecular function: 6-phosphogluconolactonase activity. Bases 147 to 929 code for a protein of 260 amino acids. The transcript has 3 exons.